UUAAAAUUAACUUUUUUCAAAACAAUAGUAUGCUACAGUGUAAACAAAUAUCACACUUUACUUAAAUUCCUUUUGCUGUAACUCUUAACUUAGUUAUUUAAACGUAUACUAAUUUCAUAACAAGCAGUUUUCGUUAAAAGCAAAGGGAGGUUAUUAGAAAAUGAAUUUGGAAAAUACUAUAAAUGUACAAAAUCAAAUUCGAGAAAAUUCUGAGGACCUUCAGAAUUUUUUGAAAGAUAUGGAUAUUUGGGAGACGGACAUGAAAAGGAGAGAAGAAGAAAGGAAACUUCUUCAAGUAUCUGAUGAACAAGUAAUUCCACCAAUUCGAAAUUCUUUGUCGAGAUCUAAAAAGAAAAGUAGACGAUUGAAAGUUAAAAAAGAAGAUGAUGCGAAGGAAGAACGUAUAUCCAGUUAUAAUUACAAAGCGUGGGAACAUUAUGAUGCUGACUUGGAACUUAAAAAAUUAGACGAAGAAAAGAAAGAAUCAAGUGAUUCAGAAAGUACUGAUUCUGAAGAGCAGUUAACUAUACAGAAAAACAAACAACUUGCAAUAAUAAAAAAAGAUAAGGGUAAUGAGCUUUUUAAAGCUGGUAAUUAUGACUCUGCUAUUAAUACAUAUACAGUUGGGAUGCAGCUAGAUCCAGAAAAUGCAAUACUACCAGCUAAUCGAGCAAUGGCUUUCUUAAGAAAGGAUCAAUUUCAGGCUGCUGAAGAUGAUUGUACUUUAUGUCUUUCCCUUGAUCCCUCUUAUGUGAAAGCUUAUUUAAGAAGAGGCACUGCUAGAAAGGCUUUAGAAAAAUUUGACCUGGCUCGUAAUGACUUCUUAAAAGCUUUAGAGUUGCAGCCUGAUAGUAAGCAUGCACUACAAGAACUAGAAAAAUUAAAUAAGGAAGUUGCCAUUAAAGCAGAAAAUGACAAAACAAAUGGAACAGUCAAAGUAAGUGAUAACAGUGUGCAAGAUGAAAUGAAAUCUAGUGGAUUAUUUGCUGAUGCCAAAGCAGUUUCUACAUUAAACAGUGAUGCAGGUUUUCAUGAGGAAUCUUUUACAAAACUAGAAGUAUCGAAUUACAGUCAUGAUGAAUUCAAAGAAGGAUUAAAAAUUGAAAACAAAUCAUUGUUGAAUACAGUUGAACAGAAUCACAAUGAAAAAAGUUCAAGUAUUAAAGUAUCAAAAACAGUGAAACCUCAUGAUUCAUCUCAUUCUAAACAUGUGGAAGGCAAUGGAGUUUAUUCUAAUGAAUUGGAAAAUAUAAUUGCAAAAUUAGAGCAAAAAUUACCACCUGUUCCUACUGCCUCUUACCAAUUUUUAACUGACUGGAAAAAAUUAUCAAAAUAUCCUGAAUUAAAAUAUCAAUAUUUAAAACAAUUUCCUCCCGAAAAAUUUUCUAAAUUGUUCAAACAUUAUAUGGAACCAGAAAUAUUUCCAGAAAUUCUAAGUACUUUAAGUUCUUCUUUUAUUGACAAUGGUGAUGAUAUUGUGCCAUAUAUGAUGCACCUUGCUUCUGUUGGAAGAUUUAAUACAAUGCUAAUGUUCCUGACUGAUCCUGAAAAGAAAGAUUUAAGAAAACUUCUCAGCUAUGCAGAAAUGUCUGGUUAUCUUCCAGAGGAAGUGGAAGCUUUAUUAAAGCUAUAUAAAAUAUAAAACUUCAUUAUUUCAACAUUCAUUUUUCAGCAUUUAUUAUGUUGAGUUUGUAAAUCUUGUAAUAAAAGUUCAUUGUCAUUAUUUUUUUUAAUUUGGUUAAAUAAAUUUUUGUGCUCUUUUCUCAAUGUA
Molecule: messenger RNA, 1771 nt
Organism: Argiope bruennichi
Lineage: Eukaryota; Metazoa; Arthropoda; Arachnida; Araneae; Araneidae
Product: RNA polymerase II-associated protein 3-like
Exons: 10
Coding region: 161-1642 (493 amino acids)
Molecular function (GO): protein binding
Source: RefSeq, a predicted model, not a curated record